Molecule: messenger RNA, 624 nt
Organism: Physella acuta
Lineage: Eukaryota; Metazoa; Mollusca; Gastropoda; Physidae
Product: large ribosomal subunit protein uL29-like
Biological process (GO): maturation of LSU-rRNA from tricistronic rRNA transcript (SSU-rRNA, 5.8S rRNA, LSU-rRNA); translation
Cellular component (GO): cytosolic large ribosomal subunit; ribosome
Molecular function (GO): mRNA binding; structural constituent of ribosome
Source: RefSeq, a predicted model, not a curated record
ACGAUGGCCAUAGUCAAGGCUAAGGAACUUCGUGGCAAGAAGGAGGAAGAGCUUCUGAAACAGCUCGAAGAGCUAAAAAAUGAACUGCAGACCUCUCGUGUUGCCAAAGUAAUUGGUGGAGCUGCAGCUAAAUCAGCUAAGAUCUGCACUGUGCACAAAUCAGUUGCUCGUGUCCUCACUGUCAUCAAACAGACACAUAAGGAUAACCUACGUAAAUUCUACCAGAAGGAUAACCUAGGUAAAAUCUACCGAAUGAAGGCUCACAAACCCAAGGACCUGAAACAAAAGAAGACCAGGGCAAUGAGACGUGCACUCACAACUUAUGAACUCACCUGCAAGAGUAAAAAGGAAUUACGAAAACAGGGUCUUUAUCCAAUUAGUAGAUUCAAUGUGCGUGCUAGAAUAGAAAAAUUGUAUCAAGCACAAGCAGAGGAUCAGAUGGGAGGAGCUUGUCCUAUAUGGGAGGAGCUUGUCCUAUAUGGGAGGAGCUUGUCCUAUAUGGGAGGGGCUUGUCCUAUAUGGGAGGAGCUUGUCCUAUAUGGGAGGGGCUUGUCCUAUAUGGGAGGAGCUUGUCCUAUAUGGGAGGAGCUUGUCCUAUAUGGGAGGAGCUUGUCCUAUAAAUAG